Messenger RNA from Mya arenaria, 1816 nucleotides. RefSeq names its product cysteinyl leukotriene receptor 2-like. The coding region runs from base 491 to 1744 and encodes 417 amino acids. The record is from RefSeq and is a predicted model, not a curated record. Gene Ontology annotation, biological process: G protein-coupled receptor signaling pathway. Lineage: Eukaryota; Metazoa; Mollusca; Bivalvia; Myida; Myidae. Gene Ontology annotation, cellular component: plasma membrane. Gene Ontology annotation, molecular function: G protein-coupled receptor activity. The transcript has 3 exons.
CGUUACAUGUUGUAAAGCGUUAGAAAUUGAUAAAAUAUUCAUUUCAUGACUGUUCAUGCAAAGUGUCUAGUACUAAUAUAAUUAGUUUGACACAAUUGUUUGGUAGUUUCAUCUUUAAUGGAAAAAUCCAAGCUUGCUACAUCAGCGCAACAUCACAGAUUAUUGGCUUUCAUAACGGUUACUCCUGAAUUGGACGCGGUCUUGGCAACACUGGCGCUAGAUGGGUAUCAAAUAAAACAGCGCAUCUUGAGGAAACAGUGGUUGCGAUGUGUUUGGGUCUGGCGUUACGAGAGGUGCAGGGUACAUAUACUUGAGUUAUAAGUUGUCAUGUUGUUCAGCACUACUCAAAUUUGGAUCUGAUUAAGGACGGCUUAUAUUUACAAGUUAAACUCUAUUUGAAAUUGAGGAAUAAACGUUACAGACGCCUACAAAGUUAAAAACAAAUUCUUAUAUGAAGGUGGCAGUGAUGGGCUAGGAUAAGGCAAACACGAUGCAAGAUUACAUGAACGACUUCCGGGAGCAAUUUGGGAGGCUUUUCAGAUCGGAUAAUGAGAGCGGAUCAACUUUGUACGGUCCUCUAAUAUGUUGGAACGAACGUUUUGGGAACAACACUUCCAACGUAACCGGAAACAACGGGACCAACUGCUCGCUUUCCGACGGGAAUCUACACGUGAUACUAGAUGGAGAAAUACCUCACAACACGAAUACAGCCAACCAUUUCUUUACUUACGUUACACCGGUGAUUUUAAUCGUCGGCAUGAUUGGCAACCUUUUGUCAUUGAUUGUGUUUGUGUCUAAGAACAUGCGUAAGUUAUCAGCAAGUCUAUAUCUUGCUGCUCUCUCUUCUUCAGACAUCCUUGCGUUGUUGCUUUAUGUUCUACCAGAAUGGCUGAAAUACGGACUGACGUCAUUUUCGGACCAUUACGCGGUAGAGUUCCAUCAAUAUAACGGUGUUUGUCAGAUCAUGUUAUACCUGCAAUACAUCGCAAGAUUCCUGUCCUCCUGGUUCGUGGUCUUCUUUACAAUUGAGCGAUUUAUUGGUGUGUGCUUCCCUCUACGACGACGGCAUAUUUGCAACAGGAAAAGCGCCUCAAAGGUUAUACUUGUGACGAUAAUCUUCGCCGCUGUUGGAUGUGCAUUCAAACCUUUUCUGAGCAGAUCAUAUGUUCUGAGGAAUGGAAGGCCGUUAUGCACGAGCGAUCGCGGGAGCCAAUAUAUCUCGUUCAUUUUGGACAGUGUAUUCGGUGUCACUAUAACAUUCAUACCAUUCGUUAUUAUAACAGUGUUGAAUUUGCUAAUAAUACGUCAACUGGUAUUGCAGAACAGGAGAAGUCGUAAAAUCCGCGUGGUUACAGAGGAGUCGGUGAUACGCCUGGAAUUUACAUUCAUAUUGUUGGCAGUUUCGAUUUGCUUCGUUGGAUUGAAUUUGCCAUAUUUUGCCGUGUGGUGCAAGAAAUAUUGGAGUAUAAAACAAAUGUUUAACGUUCAUGAAUAUACCCCAGGUGCUCUACAAAGACAAGACGAUCACCUUGGAAAUCUGGAUGAAAUACUCCAUGUCACCAGGACGAUUUUCUACGUUAACUAUUGUAUCAAUUUCUUUUUGUAUGCGGUAACUGGAGCUUUCUUUAGACAAGAACUUAAACAGGUGUUUUCUAGACGGGACUCUAGACAAAACAGUUACAAGAACAAUGCCAAAUGCUGCACGCGAACAAAUUCCAGAACAACACCAAACUCGUGGGUGUAACGUCAUCGAUGUGACGUCAUCACUCGUAGUUUGCUUGUAAAUAUGUACAUAAUAAAAUCGUACUGAUAUUUA